AUGAAGGGGGAUGCGAUAUGGCCUGCAGUUAAUGGGCAAGGUCCCUGGCUUGAGCAGGGAGCGGGAGCCAAGAAGAGGGAUGGGCUGGAUUAUUCCAAGUGGGACAGGUUCACGGAAGAAGUGAGCGAUAGCGAAGACGAGGACAUGGAGGAGGUGGAGCAGGAAGUGGAACAGGAGAGAGGGAGCAAUAUCUCGAUGCCAGUGGAGCAGCAGCAGCAGCAGCAGCAGCAGCAGCAGCAGCAGCAGCAGCCAGUGGGCAAGGAACCUUUGACAGAGCAGAGAUCGAGCGGCACGAGUGCGAGCCGGGAGGAGGAAAUCGCUUCCUCUCUCGCGAGGAUGUCGAGGAACGGCGGGACAUGUGAUCAGUACAUCUGGUCUCAGGACCGCCAUGAGGUGGUCAUCAACUUUUUCCUCCCAGCCGGGACAAGAGCCAAGGACAUGUCAGUCAGGCUGACGUCUGAGAAGCAUCUGCUCGCAAAGAAUCAGGAGGUUGUCAUCAUUGACAGGGACCUGUCGUAUCCAGUGGUCAACAACGAAGACUCAUUGGACUGGGAGUUGAAAGACUUUCAUGACGGACGGCGACUUCUGCGAAUCAGCUUGAGGAAAACUCUGCCGGGAAUGACGUCGCUCCCUGCUCUCCCUGUGGAAGAGAGUGUCAUCCUCUGGUGGAAGUGUGUGUUCGUCGGAGAUGCCGAGAUCGACGUCGCGAGCAUCCCCGAUAGGAAGAAGAAGAAUCUCUCGACGAAUCAGAGCGUGUGGAAGGAGGCGCACGAGAAAUUCCAGCACAUUGUUGAGGUGGAGAUGUAG
Guillardia theta CCMP2712 is the source of this 807-nucleotide messenger RNA. RefSeq lists its product as hypothetical. The transcript is spliced from 11 exons. NCBI's taxonomy places the organism in Eukaryota, Cryptophyceae, Pyrenomonadales, Geminigeraceae. The record is from RefSeq and is a predicted model, not a curated record. Gene Ontology annotation, biological process: protein folding. The coding region runs from base 1 to 807 and encodes 268 amino acids. Gene Ontology annotation, cellular component: cytoplasm.